This is a messenger RNA of Erpetoichthys calabaricus (reedfish), 7828 nucleotides long. RefSeq names its product cryptochrome-1-like. The record is from RefSeq and is a predicted model, not a curated record. The transcript is spliced from 15 exons. Gene Ontology annotation, cellular component: nucleus; cytoplasm. Gene Ontology annotation, biological process: circadian regulation of gene expression; entrainment of circadian clock by photoperiod; negative regulation of DNA-templated transcription. Gene Ontology annotation, molecular function: DNA binding; FAD binding. NCBI's taxonomy places the organism in Eukaryota, Metazoa, Chordata, Cladistia, Polypteriformes, Polypteridae. Bases 439 to 2394 code for a protein of 651 amino acids.
AUUCUUAGGCGCUCUAAAACAGGGGAAGAUGAUUGUAUCAAGUCAUCAUUAACGAAAAUUACAAAUGAGAUCGUUUGCUGAAAGGUACUUUAUGUCCUUAGUCAGUCGGUACCACGCCGUAAAAACGUGACUCAAAGACUUCCUACAAGCAGGGUGCGGAGCCAAUAGGUGUUGAGGAAAGUAAGGCAAAGUGCCGCCCGUCUAGGAGGGGAGUUGACGUUGACAGGCAAUGCUGCGCGAGAAGCGCAAGCGCAGUAGCAAGAUCUCUUAUGAAACAGGUGAAGAUUGAAUAGAGAAAAGUCGGCUUUGCCUUUCAGUGCAACGUAUUAGCGAGGAAAAAAAACACAAAACCCGGGAUAAAGAUGCAGUCCCCCGCUGGGGCGACUUAGGCAGCAUAUCGUGACGGGUACUUUUACCCAUGCAACCAGCUGAGUGAUCAUGGGCCCAAAUUCCAUCCACUGGUUUCGCAAAGGUCUGAGGCUGCAUGAUAAUCCAGCCUUGAGAGAGGCAAUUCGGGGAGCUGCCACCGUCCGAUGUGUUUACUUUCUUGAUCCAUGGUUCGCUGGAUCAUCUAACCUUGGGGUCAAUAGAUGGAGAUUCCUCCUACAAUGUUUAGAGGACCUUGAUGCUAGCCUUCGAAAAUUAAACUCUCGACUUUUUGUCAUCCGGGGCCAGCCUGCAAAUGUGUUCCCCAGGCUUUUUAAGGAGUGGAAGAUAUCCAGACUCACAUUUGAGUAUGACUCUGAGCCUUUUGGAAAGGAACGUGAUGCUGCUAUUAAGAAGCUGGCUUCUGAAGCUGGAGUGGAGGUGAUAGUAAAAAUAUCUCACACUCUGUACAACUUGGACAGAAUUAUUGAAUUAAAUGGAGGACAACCACCUUUAACUUAUAAGCGCUUCCAGACCCUGAUCAGUCGCAUGGAGCCUCCAGAAAUGCCAGUUGAGCCAAUUUCUGAAUUAAUCAUGGGAAAGUGUAUGACACCAAUCUCUGACGAUCACAGUGAAAAAUUUGGUGUCCCUUCUCUGGAAGAACUAGGUUUUGACACAGAAGGACUUGGCUCAGCAGUGUGGCCUGGUGGUGAAACAGAAGCUUUAACACGGAUAGAACGACAUCUGGAAAGAAAAGCUUGGGUUGCCAAUUUUGAAAGACCCAGAAUGAAUGCAAAUUCACUUUUGGCAAGUCCAACAGGAUUGAGUCCCUAUCUCCGUUUUGGCUGCUUGUCAUGUCGGCUUUUUUACUUCAAGUUAACAGAUCUCUAUAAAAAGGUGAAGAAGAAUAGCUCCCCUCCUCUCUCGCUUUAUGGUCAGCUACUUUGGCGAGAGUUUUUUUAUACAGCUGCUACUGCCAACCCUCGAUUUGACAAAAUGGAGGGAAACCCUAUCUGUGUUCGCAUUCCAUGGGAUCGGAACCCUGAAGCUCUUGCCAAAUGGGCAGAGGGCAAAACUGGAUUUCCUUGGAUUGAUGCUAUCAUGACUCAGCUCCGCCAAGAGGGUUGGAUACAUCAUCUGGCCCGACAUGCGGUGGCCUGCUUUUUGACCCGUGGUGAUUUGUGGAUCAGCUGGGAGGAGGGUAUGAAGGUUUUUGAAGAACUUUUACUGGAUGCAGACUGGAGUGUAAAUGCCGGAAGCUGGAUGUGGCUUUCUUGCAGUUCAUUUUUUCAACAGUUUUUCCACUGCUACUGUCCUGUUGGUUUUGGGCGCAGGACGGAUCCUAAUGGUGACUACAUCAGACGAUAUUUACCUGUUCUUCGAGGUUUUCCUGCCAAAUAUAUCUAUGACCCAUGGAAUGCGCCUGAUGCUGUGCAGAGUGCGGCCAAGUGUAUUAUCGGUGUGCAUUAUCCCAAGCCUAUGGUCAACCACGCCGAGGCCAGCCGCCUCAACAUAGAACGGAUGAAGCAGAUAUACCAGCAGCUGUCCCGCUAUAGGGGGCUAGGACUUCUUGCAUCUGUACCCUCAAACCACAAUGGAAAUGGCAGUGGGGGGAUGAUGGCGUAUUCCCUAGGAGAACAGAUACCUGGAAAUUGUAGCACACAUGUUUCAGGCAAUUUAACUGCCAGUGGAAUUGGAAGUAGCAGCAUUCUUUUGAGCUAUGAUACUGAGGAACAGCCUGGACCAAGUGGAGUACAGCAGCAAAGUUACCAGGCAGCAGGUGGAAAAAUCCAUGCAGUUUCCACUCAUCGCCAUUACCCUUCCAGCACUAAUCACAUUGAGUUUGCUGUGCCACUGCAACCAGGCAGAAUUAUUUUCAGCAGUGGUAAUCGAAACAAUUCAGGGAAACGUGAGCAUGAACCUGACAGAGACGGCAGUACUGAUGAGGAGACCCAAUCAGCUCUGAAAAUGCAAAGGCGAAAUGAGGUAAAUGAAGACCUGAAAGGUGUCAACAUGGUGUCUUAUUAAGUUUAUACAAAAACUACAUGGAAGAAGAAUGUCAGAAAUAGAUCUCAAUAUAAUGUAACAGUUGUUUUAUGAACCAGCAGCUUUUUGUUUCUUUGUUAGAAUUGUAACUGCUUUAAAGUGGAUAUUUGCCUUGAAGAAGUUAUUUUCAUUUGUGUUUUUAUGUCCUUUAACUUUGUGUGUGUGUGUGUGUGUGUGUGUGUGUGUGUGUGUGUGUGUGUGUGUGUGUGUGUGUAUGUGAGAGAGUGAGUGAGUGAGUGAGUGUGUGAGAGAGAGAGAGAGAGACAGUAUCAUUCUGAAUUGGAAAGGGAAAAUAAUUCUGUGACUCAGCUAAUCAGACUCAGGGUUCAAAAAUCCAACUAAAAGAAAAUGAGUUCUGAUAUAGUAGAUUCUGCACAAUCUACCUCUCUGUGAGAAGGUCUAAAAUACUUUCAGCUGUGUAUCCACCUGUUUAUUUUUUAUACUUGCUUUAUGUUAUUGGGGAUCACCGAAGUUGAACCUGUUGGCAGUGGUGCAUACGUUUCUGAAUUUUUGAUACUUGUGUCCUUAAAAUUAAGCAACUCCAGGAAUACCACCUGUAAUUAAUUGUAUGGCUGCAAAAAAUAAUUUUUAUCACAGGAUUUAAGUUGUGAACAAGGAUUGUACCAAAAUUGUGUCAUUUAUAGAUCAGUGAGGUGAAGAAAUGGACAUUUAUUCUGUCAAGCAUAAAAUUAUUUAGUAUUUUGAGUUUUCACCUGUCAAAUGCUGGCUAGCAUUAGUUGUAAUCUCAGGGUAGGCAAGAAGUUCCUCCUCAUGUAUUCAUUCCUUUAGCAAUUAGAUGCAUGCAUUUACAUUUCUAGUCAUAGCUAGUAUGGCAUCUAUUCAGGAUUUUAUUAUAUUUUCCAUAGUUUAAAUGUGAAAGUAUUAUUCCUUACUAGAGAGAGAGAGAGGGAGAGAUCGAUCAGUACUACUGUAUUCACUUGAACCUUAAAAGCAUUUUUUGUUGGUUGUAUGCAGCUACUAGAAUCUCUACAUCAAGAAUUUCUUGAAAUCAGUCACCACCUCUACUAAAUGCUUUAUCCAUAAUUAUUCAUCUACAUGUUCAUAGGUACACUGCUUUUUGAUAGACAGAUAGAUAGAUAGAUACUUUAUUAAUCCCAGGGGGAAAUUCACAAUUUUGGUCAUCCUUUUGAAACUGGUGUUUCAGGGGAGGGACAUUACCAGAUAUGUUCAGCUGUCAAUAUUUUUGAAACUUAGUCUGGACCCUAAAGUCUAAAAUUGAAAUGCAUUUUUUUCUUUCAUGUUUUUGCAUUUAAUUUUUUUAAAGUUGACUCUUUAGCAUCACUAUUUAAUAACUAUUUUUUAAAUUUGCUAUCAUACCUGCUACAGUGCAGCAAUAGAACAUUGUCUGUAUUAUAGCAUUUUUUAAAAUUAAAUAAUUAUUUUCUAGAACUUAACUGUUUUAAGGCACAACAUGUAUUAUAAAACAAAACUUAAAGUCUAUUGUUAUCAUCCUAAACUAUGGGCUGAAAAUGUUUGCCAGUACCGAGUAGUUUUUAAAAAUGGUAGGGUGGAGUUUUUGUGCAGGUCAUUCCAUUCACUCCUGUACAAUUACUUUUUCAGAAUUAACUGUGCUUUGCUUAUUUUCCCAAAUAUGUAAACAAAAUGUCUCAAAUUAAGCAAAAAUAUUUUGUAAAACUUGGUUUAGUGGCUCAUGUGACACCGUAUUUGGUUGUAAUAUAGAUUUUUUUUUUAUAACUUUGGAAAUCUGUAGCUGGCUUCUAUGGUAUUGAAAUACAUACAGGAUAUGAAGAUGUAGACAUUUUCUAGACAGUGUCACUAAGUGUCAGUGGUAAAUUCACAUUCUUUGGCAUAUGUGACACUUAAGACAGUUUCACUAGUGGCAUAUGUACAGUCUUGUACAUAAUUAAUGUCUUUUUACAAGGCUAUAUUGGCCAAAGUUCAUACUUGUACAAGUGAACUUAUUGGAAAUUGCUCAGGAUUCUCCCAUGAAACCAUUUGUUAGGUUUCCAUCAGUUAGAUAGUGCUUUAAUGUAAAUAGUGAAGAAUCAGGAAAUGUAUAGUGUAAAUAUACAUAUAUUUAUGUGGGUUUUUGCCUUAUGGAUUUGGAUGAGAUGUAUUCCUAAUGAAUGUGCUGUGUUGUGCUUGAAUAAUGUGCCUGACAGAUUUUUUAGCUUGAGAGAUUUUUUUUUCUUUGUUACCACUUCAACCAAAAUUACAGUUUGGUUUUCUGUUUUAUAUAAUUGCAAUAAAUGUUAUCCUUUAAGUAAUUUGAAAAGAAAGCAAAAAAAUGAUGCAAUAUUUUUACUGGAAAAUGUUAGUUAUGCAUAAAUUAAGACAUGAUUACAGUUAUUAGGGAAACAAAGGGGCUAAUGUGUCUUAUUUUCACAUGAAAGGUCAUGUUUAGCUACCUGAAAUAAAACCAGCAUCUGUUAUUCUGAAUGCCCUCCUUUUUAUUUUAUUCCAGUUGUGUUGAGGGUAUUGUCAGUAGACAUCUUGAGACUUCUUUUUUGUGCACAUGGACUGAGAGAGCUGAGGAGAUAUUAAGCCUUUGUGUAUGAUGGUGUUCAUUUUUUCUUUUUAAAUUUGUGCUGAGAGAGAGAGGUUAACAAGACUUCUCACCUACUGAAGUUGGUCACGGAAUUAUUUUCAUCCCAUUUUUUCCAAUGAGAAAUGUCUGUCAAAUAAAAACUGUUUAAUGAAGAAAAAGCAACCACUGUCUUGUUCUAAACUGUUUUCAGAGUUGAGGAAGGCAUGGGGUAGGAUAGAAUGAUGUGACUUAAAACUUUGUAGUAAUGGUCACCCUUCAGUUCUCUUGCAAGCCAAAUAUAUAAUGUGGAAAAAGUGACAAAACCACUUGAGAUUUAAUAAUGUUUUCAGCUUACAAAUAUGGAUGAAAAGAUCAGUUCUCAAUAUAUUUUUGAUUUUUUUAUUUGCUUAUCAAGUAACAAGUAAAUGUCAAGAGUUUAAUAUUGGGACCAUUUAUUUAAUCUAUCAUGGUAAAAUAAUAUUGUGUAUUGUUUUUACCUUGUAUAUUUGUCAAUUCUGUAUAUAAAAUUGUUGUGGAAGUUUAUUAUAUGAGGAAGGGAAGGAGAGUUAGUCCUGUACACUGCCUCGUGGAGAGUAACAGGAUAAGUUAGGUGUUCAUCAAGCCAGUUAUUUCUUCACAAACAUGGUAUGUAUGCAUUUGGCAUGUGAAACUGUGUUCUAAAGUCAAGUGUUUUCUAAAUUUUAACAGAUACAUAGCCAGCCCUGAUGUUUUAAAAUUUAACCUAUGGGGUACAGGACACUUGGAAAACAAAAGCCUAAAAACUUAUAUGUCCAAAGUCAAUAAACAACAUCACAGUAAACUUUUCCUGCCACCAGCUUGGUAUUGUGUUGAUUUUCUUCCAUAUUUAUGUUCGAACUCCUUCCAUUAAGGUCACUCCUAUCACACAAGUAAAAAGAAAAUGUAUUCUUACCUCGAGAAAAAUAUUAGCAAGUAUAUGUGAUAAAAAGAUUGUUUACAGAUCUCUUUUGAAUGGAUGGCAUGUUUUCUUGUAUUGAAAUGUUUACAGCUUGUUUUUUAAUUUUUUUAAAGGGUUUUAUUUUCCACUGGUACCUCAUGCCUCAUAGGUUAUAUUACAAAACUCCAGGACCGUCGAUGUAUUUUUUUUUUUUUUUUUUGUAAUUUAUAGAAAAUUCUUAACUUUAGAACACAGUUUCCCAUGAUACAUGCAGGUUCAACAUGUUUGUGAAGAAAUACAUUUGACUUUAAAAAUAACAAACUUACCCUUUAAGUUGUUUGAAAUGAAAAAGAACAGAGUCGAUCGAAUUUUUAAGGUAUACCCAUACAUGUACACUUGUGUACUUUUAGUGGGUUGAUACUUUUUAUUGUUAUUUUUUUAAACAAGAUACAUAAGGUGCUGUCUACCACCCCAGCUGUGCAUUGCUGUGAAAACUUCUAACUGGUGUGUUAGCCCCUUUCACACUAGGACUUCAGCGUGGGUUGUAACCCAACCCUAUUUCACCCCAAGUUGCAUCUUUGUAUUUUGUGAUGGCGCCUACUUAGGUUGGAGUUGGAAUUUGACUCAGGUAGGUGACACAAAUUGUAGUGGGUGGACGCCCUGUGGAGAUCGGGCAACACUCAACUGUUUGGAUUUUGCAUGCAGCCAGGUGUUUGCUUCAUAGUAUGUAGCACAAGUUCAUUUCUGUUGAAUGAAACAACAAUCCAUAGCGACACACUAUAGAAGGAGUCUGUGGAAGUUGCAAGGACAGCAAUAACAAAGUUCAUAUUAAAAUGCAGUUUUGAGUUUUCACAUUCUUCCCGUACGUAAAGGUAAAGGCGAGUUACAGUUUAGCGAACUACUAAAUUAUUCUUUCUGGUGGGUGUUAAAGCAUUGGUUUAUGUUCUCUUUCUUUUGGUUUUAUGUUGUUUAUGUAGAGAAUUAAAUUUUUAAAAAUUGUCCCUUAACAUGUUUUGAGAACAACAACAAAGUUGUACAUUUUUAAAUCGCACAUAAAGAUUGCACUCAAUGUUAGGCAUUUCUUUUAAGGACAAAAUCAUUAAAUCAUUGAAUUUUUUGCAUCCUUAUUUAAAACAAAAAAAAAUCACUUGAAUCAUAAUGGCAUAUUGGGCUGUCAUGAUCAGGCAUAGCUAGAUAAACUGGGAUUGACCAGUUGGUCUGUGAUAGAAAUCAAAUUUAAGAUAAUGCAUUGGCUCUAUAUCACACCAGGCAAGCACCUAAAAGUAAGAUGUGGACUUGUGUGGUCCAGGAACGCUAAUAAUAUGACGUGCCUGGAUAUCAUUGUACUUUUUGUAUUCCUCACCUGACUGAGGAGCCCCUGCUAGUAAGCAUUGAUCUCGAGUCCCAGAAUCUAAAUUUGUUUGUUGUUCAGUAUUUUCUCUGUAUCUAGGGGACUAUAUAUGGUGUACAGCAAAGGAACCAAAUUUUGAACCACAUCCAAAGCCACAUUCUGUGUUGUCACCACCCUUACCAAAAAGCUAACCGGACUUUCCAGUUAAGUUGCAGCUAUUAAAAUGAUUAAAGAGUACUUACCUUUUUCAUUGGAGGCUGCAAGACUUGGCAGAAUUAUAGGUUGUAUUGUCUUCUAGCAACUGUACGUUUCAACAUAUGUUUAUAAAAUUAGCUUGAUUUAAGACAGUCUGACGGGAAAAAGCAGUAUGUUGUGUGUCAGAGGGCUUAUAGGCUGUCUUUGGAAAUUAACAGGUAAAAGUCUGUUCAAAUGUUCUCUGUUUUGUUUCAAUGUUUUGCACUUCACUGUGAAUGUUUUUGGUGGGGGGAUUGGUGAAAUACUGCAAAAUAGCACCGCCUAUGUUGAACUGGAGCUUCUUUCCUUGUUUUGGCAUCAUUAUGACAGUCAAGUUUCAACAUAUUGUGUUAAAAGUGUUCACAAUUGUUGUCUGUAUUUUAAUUAAAAUACAAAUUUGUCCAUA